UACGUUCUUGCCAAUUUACACUUUUUCGUUUCUCAUUUGUUAGCAUUAGGAAAACUAUAAGUUUUAUCUGAAUAUUAACUCUAUGCUGUAAUAAAUGGGAAGGUAUAAGUGUGCCUACAACUGCGACCACUCAACUGACCCGGAUGUUAAGUUCUUUAAUUUGAAGCAUCGUGCAUUGGAGAAGAUGACCCUCAUCCAACCAUCUCUAACAAUCAAUCAAUCAAUCAGGUUUCCGCUGUACAAUCCCAGAAAACUUAGAAAAUGGCUCUCCAACAUGAAGUGGAAAGAUUGGGCUCCGACUCGCUUCUCCGUGCUGUGCAUUAAUCACUUCGAGGAACAGUACAUCGACAGAGCAGGGAAGUGUGUGACACUUCGAGAAGACGCGGUUCCCACGAUAUUUUCACCUCAUGACAAACCGCAGAAAAACAAGGCUUCUGAUGGCCCAGGACGUAGGAAACAUAGGCCUCUUGCUGCUAAAACCCCAGAGAAAGAGCCCACUCCUUCUGCAACAUCUCCUCCUGUCCCCACAAACAGCAGUGUUAAAAUCAAAGAGCUCAACCAGAGAGAGGAACAGCAUACAGGAGAUAAAGACCAGAAACAUGUUGAAAAAUGGAGGAUCAUAGUUGAUGAGAGGCUGAGGAAGAUCGACUCAUUUCCACAUUUCUUUCAUGGAAAUUACUGCGUACCACAGAAUAUCCUGUGGGCUCCAGAUGGAGAUUUCAGUGCAGACUGUGAACACUCUGACGAUGUUAUUGAGGUGAAAGAGCCGUGGCAGUGGCUGGGAUUAGACAUCAGGGGGCCGCUGCCCCAGACGAUGAAUGGACACAGGUACAUUUUAACAUUGACAGACUUUUACUCCAGGUGGGUGGAGGCUGUUCCCAUGAAGUCCUGCCUCCCUUCCGAUGUGGCGAAGAACAUCGCUGACAUCAUCGCACACUUCGGGUAUCCGCUGAGAAUCCUCUCCAGGUUGCCUCAUGACAUAGUCCACAGAAUUAAUCGAGAUCUGAAAGAUCACCUAAAGGACAUCAUUGCUCUUGUGGUUUAUCAUCAGCAGACCGGCAAUGUGGAUUUGACCACAACCCAGCUGAUUGACAGGAUGGUCGGUGAUCUAACGGAGGAGCAUUCAGCUGAUUGGGAUCUUUACUUGCCUGCAAAGGUUUUUAGUCUUUGCUUCAAACCGCAUUUAGCAACUAAAGAGAGGCCCUUUUCUUUGCUGUGUUCUAAAGGACUAGAGCCAAUUCAAUCCCCCAGAGGACUGGAUUAUGUUAACUCCAAGAUCCAAGACAGUGCCUUUGUGGUUAGAUCGAAGUUGGUCAUUUGAAUCACGGACUCUUUUCCAAACCAGGAACAGGAAUGGGGUUCCUGUGGAACGUCGUCACAUUCCUGAUGGAUUGAUCUGGAUGAGACUUUAUUAGCUGGACAGAAACUGCAGAUGUGGAUGAAAAACUUGAGGAUCUACCAAGACGUUCCCUUCUGUCUGGAUGUUAUUUCUGGACAUUAGUACGGGAAAAUGCCCGCAAACUGAAUGUUUUAAAGGUCACUUCGCAGAGUCUAAAGUCAUCUCCCUAGACUCCAAACUGGUAGCAUUUGUGGAACACAAACCCAAAUCACAGAGUGCCUCAGUCCACAGCUCCAUGCAGCAUCCUGUGACUUUUUCAUCUAACAGCCCAAAAUAUUUUUUUCUUAUCUGGACUAAAUAUGUGGUCAUAUGAGAUAUAAUUAGAUAACUGCUCUGCUGUUAUUAAAAUUAGGAAAAUCCAAUUCAA
Girardinichthys multiradiatus is the source of this 1766-nucleotide messenger RNA. RefSeq lists its product as uncharacterized. Lineage: Eukaryota; Metazoa; Chordata; Actinopteri; Cyprinodontiformes; Goodeidae. Gene Ontology annotation, molecular function: sequence-specific DNA binding. The transcript has 13 exons. Bases 95 to 1321 code for a protein of 408 amino acids. The record is from RefSeq and is a predicted model, not a curated record.